Molecule: messenger RNA, 1115 nt
Organism: Zychaea mexicana
Lineage: Eukaryota; Fungi; Mucoromycota; Mucoromycetes; Mucorales; Lichtheimiaceae
Product: GPR1/FUN34/yaaH family-domain-containing protein
Exons: 2
Coding region: 61-714 (217 amino acids)
Cellular component (GO): plasma membrane
Molecular function (GO): acetate transmembrane transporter activity
Source: RefSeq, a predicted model, not a curated record
UUUACACACAUCUUCUCCUCUGCUUCUGCUCUUACUUUGUCACCAAGUCAACAAUUAAUAAUGUCUGCUGAACAAGAUAUCGAGGCCAAGUACCAGGCAUCCACUCCAGCACCCGUCGUUGCUGCGCCUGUGACAAUCGCUAACCCAGGUCCUCUUGGUCUCUGCGGUUUCGCUCUGACCACUCUGGUCCUUUCGCUCCACAACGCCAGCGCCGGCAUGCCCACCGGAUCGCCCAACAAUGUCGUCGUCGGUCUCGCCUUCUUCUACGGUGGUUUGGUUCAGCUUCUUGCCGGUAUGUGGGAGUUCCGCACUGGCAACACCUUUGGUGCCACUGCCUUCUCCAGCUACGGUGGCUUCUGGCUGUCGUACGCCAUCAUGUUCAUCCCCGGUGCCAACAUCCAGGCUGCCUAUGACGAUCAUCCAGGCCUCUUGGCACACUCGCUCGGUAUCUACCUCACCGCAUGGGCUAUCUUCACCGCCUUGAUGUUGAUUGCUGCCCACCGCUCGUCGGUUGCCAUGAUUGCUCUGUUCUUCUGCUUGACCAUCACCUUCAUCCUGCUCGCGGCCGCAGACUUCCACGGCAGCAACGGCGCAAAGGUUGCCGGUGGUGCCUUGGGCGUCGUCACAGCCUGCAUUGCCUGGUACAAUGCUUUGGCCGGCCUCUUGACCAAGGAAUCAUCCUACUUCCUGCUCCCCACGGGCCCAUUGUCAUAAAUGACCCUGCCCCGCCCAUGCGUUCUUUGUCUCUCUUUGUCUCUCUUUCUUUAUUAAUCUAGAUGAAGCAAAAGGAAAAACUAGAGGACACAAAGAAAGCUGCGCCUUCCCGCCCUCUAUUUUUUCUUCUUUUUUCCAUUCUAAGUAGUACUACCACCUUUUUCUUACUUAUACAAUUCCCUCUUUUAUAAAAACUGUGGAGAUAUUAUAUCCCCCCCCACAUCUUUUUGUGGGCCAUCCCUUCUUUUUCCAACCCGAGUUUCUUACUUAAUUAUAUUAAUAAUAAUAAUACUAUUCUCUCUCUCUCUUUCUAAGCUCUACAGUACCAUGUCCUCUACUUACAGGAUCCCAUACAACAAUCAACCAUGUAUCACGCGUCUUGUGUAAGGGUGCCUCAGAAA